UACAUGCGAAUGUCAAUCAGGAUGGAGAGGAAAUUCACAAUGUUCUGCUACCAGUUGUGAUGCUCUUUCUCAAUGUAAUGGAAAUGGAAAAUGUAUUUCUAAUAACACAUGUGAAUGUAAUGAUGGAUGGAAAGGUAAUAAUCAGUGUUCUCUGUUUACAUGUGAAUUAUUGAACAAUUGUAAUGGACAUGGUUCAUGUAUAUCCAAUAAUUCAUGUCAAUGUAAUGAUGGAUGGAAUGGAAAUUCUCAAUGUACUCAACAUACAUGUGAUUCAUCUAAUAAUUGUAAUGGACAUGGUUCAUGCAUUUCCAAUAAUACGUGCCAAUGCUUUGAAGGUUGGAAAGGAAAUGUUCAGUGUUCACAAUUUGAAUGUAAUCUCCUUAAUAAUUGUAAUGGAAAUGGUCAAUGUAUUUCUAAUAAUACAUGUGAAUGUAAUGAUGGAUGGAGAGGAAAUUCACAAUGUUCCGUUAAAAGUUGUGAUUCACUUAAUAAUUGUAAUGGAAAUGGAAAAUGUAUUUCCAAUAAUACGUGUGAAUGUCAAUCAGGAUGGAAUGCAAAAUCUGAUUGUUCACAAUUUGAAUGUGAAUUAAUGAAUCAAUGUAAUGGAAAUGGUAAAUGUAUUUCCAAUAAUACAUGCGAAUGUCAAUCAGGAUGGAGAGGUAAUUCACAAUGUUCUGCUACCAGUUGCGAUGCUCUUUCUCAAUGUAAUGGAAAUGGAAAAUGCAUUUCUAAUAACACAUGUGAAUGUAAAGAAGGAUGGUCUGGAAUUGAUUGUUCUCAAUUUACAUGUUCAUCCUUAAAUGAUUGUAAUGGAAAUGGUCAAUGCCUUACUAAUAAUACAUGUCAAUGUGAAUCAGGUUGGAAAAACAAAUCUGAUUGUUCACAACAUUCAUGUGAAUUAAUGAAUCAAUGUAAUGGAAAUGGUCAAUGUAUUUCCAAUAAUUCAUGUCAAUGUAAUAGUGGAUGGGUGGGUUUAGAUUGUUCUCAGAGGAGUAUUCUUCCAACAAAUUCAAUCAUUAUUCCCAAGACAAGUAAUAAUUCUAUUGUAGCUGUGAAAAGUACAAUCAUUACUCAGAAGAGUUCAAAUGUUUCUCCAAGAGAUUCAGAUAGAACAACUCUUAAUUAUGGUAUUAUUACAAGCAGUCCUUCGAUUAUUCUUCUCAUUAUAAUCAUCAUCACUGUUAUGUCAUUAAUAUGUACCUAG
Naegleria gruberi is the source of this 1204-nucleotide messenger RNA. RefSeq lists its product as uncharacterized. The transcript has a single exon. Gene Ontology annotation, biological process: motor neuron axon guidance. The annotation marks the transcript as partial. Lineage: Eukaryota; Heterolobosea; Eutetramitea; Acrasida; Naegleriidae. The record is from RefSeq and is a predicted model, not a curated record.